GUUGUCUCAGAACGGUAACGAAAUGCCAAGUCUCGCGCGUGAGCUCGUAUUAGAUUCAUGCUUUUUGCAUUGUGGAUCGGCGCCAGCGAUUAAGAUUAUAGCUGCGAAGCUACAACCAACGAACUAAGAUACUCGCGUCAAGAACACGCAGCGAAAAAUUGCUGCAUGCUUGCAGUUGAAGUUAAGUUGCAGUUACAAAUUUGAUGCUCAUCCAUGCCGUUGCAUCUGAAGCCUGGCCAGCCGGUCCCCCUCGGUCCCGAUCCGCAUUCUUUCGCCGAAUGGGACCCCGGCAGCACCGGAGCAGUCGUAACAGAGCUCCGUCUCUCCCUUAGAAUCGACUUCGAGAAACAGAACCUGCAUGGAUUUGUCGAUUUGGUGAUCGGUCGAGGACGAAACGAAAACUCUACUUCAUCACCGGCUUCGCAGCCCGACUACGUGGUCCUCGACGUGAAUCUAGACCACAUAGCCGUGCAGGAAGUGUGUAUCCUUCGUGAAACGGCCGGCGAAGAUGGUCAGGAAGAAGAAACCCCCGCGAAAUACGACCUUGGCUACGAGACCAGCGCGUUCGGAGACGCGAUGAAAGUGUACUUUCCUCCACCUCCACCGAUAAACUGCAUGAAUGAAGCUACUGCCACAUCAGACGCGCCAGACAAAGCAAAUAAAAUCCUUGCUACCAUUCGAAUCAAGUACCACACGAUAUCAGCCACAAUAAAACCUCCAGCUGCACCAGCUCCCCAAACACCGACUUCUAAGCGCAAGACCGCGUCUGCCGUACAGUGGCUCAGGAAGGAGCAGACGAAAGGCAAAGUUGCUCCGCUAGCCUUUUCGCAGGCGCAGGCGAUUCUAGCGCGGUCUUUUGUUCCCUGCCAGGACACACCGGCGGUGAAGCACAAGCUGGACUUCAAGCUCACGGUAGACACGAGCGCCGAAGAGAGCAAAGAGCUGGUCGCGAUUUGCUCGGGCGAGUUGCAGCAAGACUGGGACAAAACUGUGAAAAGCACACAAGCGAAGCAAAAAACCUUCCACUACCGCCAGGAAACGCCCAUUCCCGCGUAUCUCAUCGCCUUCGUCGUCGCGCGCUUUGAAAGGGCGAAGAUUGGGGAAAAUUCCUAUGUUUUCGCAGAGCCGGAGAUACUCGAUUUCGCGCAGAAAGAACUCUCCGGGGUCUGCGACAAGUACCUGAAAACCGCUUCCGAGACCGUUUUGCUCGGGUCGCCGUACUACUGGGGAAAAACCUUCAACGUGGCGAUCAUGCCGAACUCCUUCGCGUUCGGCGGGAUGGAGAACCCCAACUGCACGUUUUUCUCGGCAUCCCUCCUAGCGGGGGACCAGUCCCUCACCACGACUUUAGCCCACGAAAUCACGCACAGCUGGACGGGGAACUUGGUGACGAACAAGCUACACGAGGAUUUCUGGCUCAACGAAGGGUUCACCCGCUACGUGGAGCGGAGGAUUCUGGGCGAGAUUUUCGGCGAGGACUUCCGCGAACUCUGUCUUCUCGUCGGCUUCAAGGACCUGAAGAAAAACGUGGAUCUACUAACGAGCAACAACCAAGUGCAUUUCACGGCACUGAACCCAGGACAAACCUUGGUUGGCGUGGACCCGGACGAAGCGUUUUCGCGCGUGCCGUACGAGAAGGGUUCGGUGUUUUUGUUGUACCUGGAGCGGGUAGUGCUGCAGGGGAGGACAGAGCUGAUGUCAGCCUGGCUGAAGGAGUACUUGGAAGAUUUCAAGUUCAAAUCAGUGUCAACAGAGGAAUUUAGAGAGCAUUUUAUCAGGUAUUUUCGGAAGUACGAAAGCAAACAGGAUGAGCAGCACGGCACCAAUGUUCUUCCGCAGAAGCUCGUGGGGGUGGGCAUCGAUAUCGACUCGAUUGACUGGGAGAAAUGGCUAUACGGACCGGGGAUGCCGGAAGACGAAGAUGUCCAGACUGGUGAAACGCCUCUGAUUGCGGCAAAGGAAAGCGGAGAAGGUCGAGGGGCUAAUGCGAAUAAGAGAACGAAGAUGAUUGACGAAGUGGAGAAAUUGGUGGAGAAGUGGAAAAAUGGGCACGGUGUAGCUGCUCUUGCAGCAGAUGCAGCGCCGCCAGCCAUUUCUUGUUCUUUCGUGGAAGACCUUAACUUCAUUCAAUCCUCCUGGAAAGCGCAGCAAGUCAUGCUGUUUUUGGAUUUGCUCAUUGAAGCGUUGGACAAAAACGAGUUUCAGCCAACAGAAGAGCAAGCGGCCGCGUUUUGGAGUUUCGACGAAACCAACAAUGUGGAGAUAAGAUUUCGGUUUCUGUUGUUCAAGUUGAAGGAGUCCGGCGCCACCGCGAGGCAUCGCGAAGAAUCUCCGGCACUUGAGCCCCGAUUGGAGGCCGCUUUGGACUUGUUUUUCGGACAACACGGAAGGGGAAGCUACGUCAAACCACUGUACUUGCAGUUGAAGAAUUCGAAUCGGGUGGAAUUGGCACGGGCAUUUUUCCUGAAGCACAAAAAUUUUUACCAGGACACGAUCGCCAUCGGAUUAGCGAAGUCGUUGGGUGUAGAGGUGUAGUUGUAGCAGGUAGCAUGGGAGAACGAUGAAGUAAGAUGUUUUGUAGCUGCGUCUGCAGGAGCGGUGCAGUAAAUGUUUAACGACAAAGUGUAAGUACAAGUAACAAGAACUCAUGCACAUGCAAACCUAAGAAAUAGAAAACCGCAAUCGUAACCAAUUAAUAACAGCCUGUAUCUUGUUUGAUAAAGGGAAACAGACUCUGCGUCUGCGAGACAGACAAAGCGAAAACUCGCAUCGGCACUCAAAAGGGAAACUCAGAGUCAAGCCUUAUGAUUAUGAAAGAUACAGAGUGAUAUCCAACUAUUAAACAUGCCAGUGAACAAACUGAAAACUUAAAGCAUAGCGUCUCUUCUAUCUCGUGCUGCAGC
Messenger RNA from Amoebophrya sp. A120, 2903 nucleotides. NCBI's taxonomy places the organism in Eukaryota, Dinophyceae, Syndiniales, Amoebophryaceae. The record is from the annotation of a GenBank genome assembly.